This is a messenger RNA of Pseudogymnoascus verrucosus, 1356 nucleotides long. RefSeq lists its product as uncharacterized. Gene Ontology annotation, molecular function: transmembrane transporter activity. The transcript has 10 exons. Gene Ontology annotation, cellular component: membrane. The coding region runs from base 1 to 1356 and encodes 451 amino acids. NCBI's taxonomy places the organism in Eukaryota, Fungi, Ascomycota, Leotiomycetes, Thelebolales, Thelebolaceae. Gene Ontology annotation, biological process: transmembrane transport. The record is from RefSeq and is a predicted model, not a curated record.
AUGACCUCCAAAGUCGAUAUUGAGCCAAACGCUCACCACCUUGAGUCCGUGGACAUGGCUGAAAAGGAUACCAACACCCCUCGAGAUUACGCCGGUGCUGUUCUUACACGAACCCCAGCAGAGACCAAACUUCCAAUCUUGUGGCUCAUGUUCUGGUUGAACUACCUCGACCGUAAUGCCAUCGCCAUUGCAAGACUCAACUCACUUGAAAGUGACCUGAAUCUCAAAGACUCCGAGUACCAAACUUGCGUGUCGAUCCUUUUCGUCGGAUACAUCUUCGGAGGCAUUCCCUCUAACAUGUUGAUUACUCGUGUCAGACCCUCUAUUUAUAUGGGCAGCGUCAUGGCGGUCUGGGCAAUCGUGUCUGCCUUAACGGCAGUCGCGAAUAACUACAUUGGCCUUCUUCUUGUUCGAUUCUUCUUGGGCAUUACCGAGGCACCUUACUAUCCUGGCGCACUCUACCUUCUGUCCAUUUUCUACACCCGUAAGGAAGUUGCAACCAGAAUGGCCGUACUCUACACCGGAAAUAUUAUAGCGACGGCGUUUGCUGGCCUUAUCGGCGCUGGUGUGUUCCAUGGCAUGGAUGGUCUAGCCGGUCUCGCUGGAUGGCGAUGGCUCUUCAUUCUUCAGGGUGCGGUUACAUUUGUUGUCGCCAGGAAAGGGUCAUUGCAGUGCACCGGAUUCAUCAGGACACUGUUGGCGAAACUGGGGAAGCUACUAGUUUUGGCGGUUUUAAAGGACGCCUUAAAGGAUCGCAGAGUUUGGCUGUUCGUUUUCAUCCAGCACAUGCAUCUCGCAGCCAACGGUUUCAAGAACUUCUUCCCAACUGUUGUUGAAACCCUCGGCUUCGAUACCACCAUCACCUUGGUUUUGACAUGCCCUCCAUACCUUAUCGCAGGAGCAAUUAGCGUAUACUGGUCAUGGUCUUCCGGAAAGUACAACGAGCGGACAUGGCACAUUACAAUCGCCAAAGGUGUUGCAAUCCUCGGCUUCGUUCUGGGCUGCGCUACUCUCAAUAUGGGCGCCCGAUACUUCGCUAUGAUAGUUUUCUCUGUGGGCACAUAUGCCGUUAACAGCAUCGUGCUUGGAUGGGUUAGUUCCACAUUCGGUCAGACAAAGGAGAAAAGGGCCGUUGCCAUUUCUAUAGUGGUUAGCACUAGCAACAUCAGCUUCAUUUGGACUCCGUAUCUUUGGCCAAAGAGCGACGGCCCACAAUACGUCACGGCACUUGCUUCCUCGGCAGCGUUUUCGUUUGCGACCCUUGCGGGUGCCUGGGCGAUGAAGUUUAUUCUCAUGAGACAGAAUAAGAAGAUUAGACAGCGAGAGGGUGAUGCGACUCUCUUCUUUGCCUAUUAG